AAGGCUUGAAAUAAACCGCACGAACCAUUUGUGAAGCAUGACAACCGACAUUUUCAGUCGUGUAAUCAUAACAUUUGAGAUACAUAAUAAUCCGUGAUCAAAGUACAUUAAAUAGUUCCUUGGACGUUGGUAUGCCCUACGUGACUCCCAUGCGUAGGACAUCUGUUGAAAUUCCAUUGUAAUCCAAUGGAAAUUACCCUUGUGUCUCGAUAUUUCAAGUACUUGGCGGGCUUAGUUUUAUUCAACUUAUGUGAUUCAAAAUAAGUAUAGCGCCUUUGGGACAAAUAAAGGAAAUAAAACUAUCCCAACUUGCAGUUAAUGAAAGUGAACGUGUUUAUUUAUAGUUGUCAAUAAUGACUCAGGAGUAGUUGUACUAUGGUUUAUUCACUCUCUAGCGUGAAUGAAGAACACCUUGCGGUCCUGUCCAUAUCUGCAUGGCCAGGGUCAUUGUUCGAACACAUUGUUGCAAAAAAUGAGACGCAGUCUUGCUCCGAGUCAGGUUGCAAAACGUUGCAUUGAGGAUAAUUCAGUUACUUCUAAGAGACUGAGCAAACGAAGCUGCCAGGAGCCAACUAGAAAACCAUUGGCCCAAUUGUCUGCAGAUCAGCAACAACUUCGUACUCCAGAAGUCAUUUCAGAGCAUGAAGCUCUCAUCAGGAAGUUGUUGUCAAAGCCUUUCAAAGUGCCAAUACCAAACUACCAGGGUGUACCUGGUGGGCGCUUCCUCGGGGUUGGGAGAAGCAGAUGUCGAUGUUCUCUGCAUGAUCCGAAUGAGCCAGGUGCACUUAUACUAUAUGAACCACAAGAACUCAGUGCUCAUGACAAGCUGAAACUGGAUCUUGACAAGCAACCAGUACACGUGGUGGUGGAUCCAACAUUAUCAAAUAUCCUACGUCCCCAUCAGAGGGAGGGUGUCAAGUUCAUGUAUGAAUGUGUGACGGGUCAGCGCAUACCAGGCAGCUAUGGGUGCAUCAUGGCAGAUGAGAUGGGACUGGGUAAAACACUGCAGUGUAUCACAUUAAUGUGGACAUUGUUAAGACAAGGACCUGACUGCAAGCCAACAAUUGAUAAAGCAGUUAUAGUGGCUCCUAGCUCACUAGUUAAGAACUGGUACAAUGAAAUUAACAAGUGGCUGUGUGGACGAGUGAAUGCGUUGGUUAUUGACUCAGCCUCCAAAGAUAAGAUCGACAGAGACCUAGAAGGAUUCAUGCAGACUUAUUCUCGAAGGCCUGUAAAUCCAAUUCUGAUCAUCUCUUAUGAAACCUUCAGACUGCAUGCGUCUGUCCUUCAUAACGGUGAAGUUGGACUGGUAUUGUGUGAUGAGGGUCAUCGUCUGAAGAACAGUGAGAACCAAACUUAUCAGGCUUUAAUGGGACUAAAUGCCAAACGACGUGUCCUGCUAUCUGGCACUCCAAUACAAAACGAUCUACUUGAAUACUACAGUUUGGUUCAGUUUGUAAACCAAGGGAUUCUGGGAACUGCUCAGGAAUUCAGACGUAAAUUUGAGACUCCAAUUCUCCGAGGACAGGACGCUAUGGCAACAUUAGAGGAACGGCAGAAAGGUCAGACAUGUCUGGAUGAGCUAGCAGCCAUUGUAAACCGCUGUUUGAUUCGUCGUACAUCUGCUUUAUUGUCUAAGUAUCUGCCAGUGAAGAUUGAACAGGUGAUCUGCAUCAAACUCACAGACAUUCAGCAAAAAAUAUAUUCAAAGUUUAUAGCCAGUGAUGCCAUCAAAAGAACUGUUCAAGGAGGAAGCAGUGGUAAGGUCACUUUAUCUGCAUUGUCAUCUAUCACAACCUUGAAGAAGUUGUGCAAUCACCCAGACCUUGUGUUUGAAAAGGUGGAGGCAGUUGAUGAUGGUUUUGAAGGAGCCCUGUCUCUGCUGCCUGACAAGUACAACCCAAGGAAAAUAAUAAUGCCAGAACUAUCUGGAAAGUUGGCAGUAUUGGACUGUUUACUGGCAGUUGUUAAGGCAACAACACAAGACAAAGUUGUGUUGGUGUCAAAUUAUACACAGACACUGGAUCUCUUUGAAAGGCUGAGCAGACACCGUGGUUACCAAUACGUUCGUCUGGAUGGAUCCAUGACAAUCAAGAAAAGAGCUAAGGUAGUUGAGAAAUUCAAUGACCCAUUGAGCAAUGACUUUAUCUUCAUGCUGAGCUCAAAGGCAGGUGGUUGUGGGCUUAAUCUGAUUGGUGCAAACCGCCUUGUCAUGUUUGAUCCCGACUGGAAUCCUGCCAAUGACGAUCAAGCCAUGGCACGAGUGUGGCGAGAUGGACAACGCAAACAGUGUUACAUAUACAGGCUUCUAUGUACAGGGACAAUAGAGGAGAAGAUAUUCCAGAGACAGGCACAUAAGAAGGCUCUGAGUUCCAGUGUUGUUGACAAUGAGGAGGAUGUUGCUAGACACUUCUCACAGGCUGACCUUAGGGACCUAUUCAAGCUGGAAACUGACACCCUCAGUGACACCCAUAACAAAUUCCGAUGUACACGAUGUGUCAACAGGAUACAAGUUAAACCUCCUCCAGAGGGAAGUGACUGUACUUCUGACCUAUCAUGUUGGAACCACUGUGCUGACAAACGAGGGUUGCUGGACCUUGUUUUGAAACAGUGUUGGGAUGUGGGAAUCUCAUUUGUGUUUCAUCACCGCUCUCAUGAGCAGAAAGCCAUUCCAUAAUAUUAAUUUUUCUGGAUACUCAGACAUCUUAUAGGGAUAUGAACUCUGUAAUUACUGUCAUGUGAAGCUAUAGACUGCUGUCUGGCUUGACAACACUAAUUUGUUUCAUUUGUUUACUUUUUAUUAUAUGGCACCAGGGGAUUUUAAUGCCUGUAUCACGGGGCUGUCGGCUGCUCUUUAGCUCCAGAUUUAACGAUUGAGUGGUACAUUAAUAUGAUGCUCAACCAUCUGAAUCUUGCAUUAGCUGGAUGAUAAAGGUUAACAGGUUGUAACAAAUUGUUACUAUUUUGGUAACACUGCUAGAUAUUCAGCAUGAAGUAUUUGAGUGUUGUGCAGAGAAUUGUGAACUGUUUUGUAUGUCAUAAAUGUCUAUGAGUAUAAUAAAUUGUUACCAUUUUUAUUUAAGAAAAUUGUUGGGAAGGUGAAGACAUUACAACUUCCAUACAGUGAAGUGUGAUCUGCUAACACCAGGAAUUAGUGAACAUUUAUUUGUCAUAACAAAACUUAUCCAAACAAAUAUAUGCUGACACAAUGUUUUGUGAUGCAUUUUGAUUUUGUGUAUUGAAAAUUAUUAGACAUCCUAGAUCUUAUUAUUCCUUGCCAUUGUUGCUAAAAUUACAACAUUUGCUCUUCUAAUUGUUAUUUCUUUUUUUGGGUGUUGGGCUAUACUGAACAUGAAGUGCCAAUUCCUUUUGUGAUAACUAUGCUUAUUAGAGAAACAUUUUUGUUCCUUAGAUUUUUUAUCUUGACACUUGACUUAUAAGUUUUAUAUGUACAUAUUUUUAGGCAUUGUGUGUUCAGUGUUAAUGAAACAAUUAUUGUAUUGAAUGAAACAGCUGGACAAAUAAAAUAUGUCUACUUCUGCCAUUUCCCUUCUUAGCAA
Messenger RNA from Zootermopsis nevadensis, 3560 nucleotides. It is a transcript of the gene okr, whose product is annotated as DNA repair and recombination protein RAD54-like okr. Gene Ontology annotation, cellular component: nucleus. Gene Ontology annotation, biological process: double-strand break repair via synthesis-dependent strand annealing; reciprocal meiotic recombination. Lineage: Eukaryota; Metazoa; Arthropoda; Insecta; Blattodea; Termopsidae. The record is from RefSeq and is a predicted model, not a curated record. Gene Ontology annotation, molecular function: DNA translocase activity; ATP binding.